AUGUUGAUCUAUCCUGUUCCAGUUGUUGAUGGAUACUCAUUUCCCCAUCUAACAAAACGAAUGAAUGUAGCUGGGCGCCACAUAACAUCAUAUCUUCUUGAUUUGCUCAUGAGGAGGGGGUAUGCCAUGAACAGAAAUGCUGACUUUGAGACAGUGAGAAAUAUCAAAGAGAAGCUUUGUUAUAUAAGUUAUGAUUACAAAAGGGAGUAUCAGUUGGGACUUGAUACCACCAUCCUCGUAAAAAAUUAUACUCUCCCAGAUGGAAGGGUCAUUAAAGUUGGGAAUGAGCGAUUUCAAGCACCUGAGGCUCUAUUCUCUCCCGAGCUAAUAGAUGUCGAAGGAGAUGGAAUGGCUGACAUGGUUUUUCGUUGCAUCCAGGAAAUGGAUAUCGACAAUAGGAUGAUGCUCUACCAGCACAUUGUCCUAAGCGGUGGAAGCACAAUGUAUCCUGGAUUACCUAGUCGCUUGGAGAAGGAAUUAUCGGAGCGUUAUCUUGAUUCUGUCUUGAAGGGAAAUAAGGACGGAUUGAAGAAACUAAGACUGCGUAUAGAGGAUCCACCACGAAGAAAGCAUAUGGUGUAUCUUGGGGGC
Molecule: messenger RNA, 591 nt
Organism: Salvia hispanica
Lineage: Eukaryota; Viridiplantae; Streptophyta; Magnoliopsida; Lamiales; Lamiaceae
Source: RefSeq, a predicted model, not a curated record